Conger conger (European conger) is the source of this 2508-nucleotide messenger RNA. It is a transcript of the gene ptchd3b, whose product is annotated as patched domain-containing protein 3. Gene Ontology annotation, cellular component: membrane. Lineage: Eukaryota; Metazoa; Chordata; Actinopteri; Anguilliformes; Congridae. The record is from RefSeq and is a predicted model, not a curated record. Bases 1 to 2508 code for a protein of 835 amino acids. The transcript is spliced from 4 exons.
AUGGCCCGAUGUCUCACUAAUUGUAUUGAGGGGCCCAUGCGCAUGGGUUUUCAAGCUAUUGGACACUUUAUCGGAAGGUACCCGUGGUGGUUUCUUAUUAUUCCCAUGAUGGUCUCCGCUGCCCUAGGAGGGGGUUUUUAUUUUUUGAAGGACAGAGAAGCAAAUGAUAUCGAGGAACAAUUUACACCCGUGAAUGGUCCUGCAAAGAAAGAGAGAUCUUUUGUUCAAGCAAACUUUCCAGAAAACGAUUCAAUGUUUUCAGUUCAAAGGCUUACAACUGAAGGGACAUAUGCGGCCAUCAUAGCGGUUUCGGAAAACAACAUUUUAACAAAAGCAGCAUUUGAGGAAAUAUUGCUUUUAUAUAACAUGGUGAUGAAAAUAACUGUGGAAGGACUUCGAUAUAAUAACAUUUGCGCCAUUGUGGAACAGGAUUGUUAUUCGAACGUGAUUCUGGAUAUAAUUGGUGACAAUGCAAGCAGCAUUGAAAACAUCAACAUUACGUUCCCAAUGUAUAAUUCCACAGCUGGCUUUGUUUUUCUGGGGUCCACUGUUGGUGGUGUACAGGGUUCUGUAAUCGUUGAACAAGCACAUGCAAUACGACUUUUUUUCUACUUACAAGAAGACCAGAGGCCUGUAACAUCUCUGUGGCUGAAAGAGUUCAUUAAAUUAUUUUCUGAAGAACACUUUGAAAAGGUGUCGGUGUCAUAUUUUACUUCGUUCUCAAGGCAGGAAGAGUUUGAAGCAAAUUCAAAGACUGUUAUUCCUCUGUUUGCAGCCACCUACGCCCUUGCUAUUUCAUUUUCCAUCGUGUCAUGUUUAAGGUUGGACAAUGUGAGAAACAAGGUGUGGGUGGCGACGUUUGGAGUGCUGUCAGCAGGCCUGGCUGUGCUGUCUAGCUUUGGCUUGCUGCUGUAUGCCAGUGUACCCUUCGUGAUGACUGUGGCCACCGCCCCUUUCCUGAUUCUAGGGAUUGGUGUGGAUGACAUGUUCGUCAUGAUAGCGUGCUGGCAGCAGACCAACGUGCACGCCAGUGUAGAGGACCGUCUGGCAGACACGUACAAGGAGGCAGCCAUCUCUAUCACCAUCACCACACUGACCGACCUCCUGGCUUUCUACAUAGGAAUCAGCACCCCCUUCCGGUCCGUGCAGUCUUUUUGUCUCUACACUGGCACCGCCGUCCUGUUCUGCUACAUUUUAAACAUCACUUUCUUUGGCGCCGUCUUGGCUCUGAACGGUCGGAGGGAGGAGAGCAAUAGACACUGGCUGACCUGCAUGACAAUUCCACAGGAGUGUCCCCCGGAACGUUCUGGAGGGUACAGCAUCUGCUGUGUUGGCGGGGCGUAUGACAAAAAUACUAACACUGAGGUAGCACAGCCAAUCAGUUACUUCUUUCUGAAAUACUAUGGGCCAUUCCUGACCAAAAAGUACAGCAAGAUUUCUGUUGUCAUCCUCUAUGUUCUUUAUUUGUGUGUCAGCAUUUAUGGGUGCUUCAACAUGCAGGAAGGAAUAGACCUUAAAAAUUUAGCAUCUGAUGAUUCAUAUGUUGUUCAGUAUUAUACCCAUGAAGAUAAGUACUUUUCAGAGUAUGGUCCGAACGUCAUGAUAGUGGUAAAAAACACACUUCCUUACUGGGAAGAAAGUGAGCGUUCCACCCUUGAUAAAUGCUUGAAAAAUUUUGUUGAUCUGUUCAUUGUUGAUCCGGAAUUGUUCACAUCCUGGCUUGAUGCAUACAAUGUAUAUUUGAAAAAAUCCUCGUUGGAUAUAAACAACAAGACUAUAUUUCUGGAAAACCUGCCGCCAUUUUUUGUGCAGGCUCCAGUGUUUAAACAAGAUUUGAACUUCACUAACCAGGAGAUACACGCCUCACGCUUCUUCAUUCAGACUGUGAAUAUCACCAGUUCGGAGCAGGAAAAGGAGAUGUUGAAUGUUUUGAGACAGACAGCCGAAAGAUGUCUAGUUCCUCUGCUGGUUUAUCACCCUACAUUUAUCUUCUAUGAUCAGUAUGCAGUCAUACGGAAAAAUACGAUUCAGAAUAUAUUGGUUGCCACUGUUGUCAUGCUGGUCAUCUCCCUCUUGUUGAUUCCCAACCCGCUCUGUUCACUGUGGGUGACCUUUGCCAUUGCCUCUGUCAUAGUAGGCGUGGCCGGUUUCAUGAUGUUUUGGGACAUAAACCUGGACUCUGUAUCAAUGAUAAAUCUAGUCAUCUGCAUUGGUUUCUCUGUGGACUUCUCGGCUCACAUCUCCUAUUCCUUUGUUUCAAGCAGCAAACCCAUUGUGAAUGAGAGGGCUAUCGAUGCUCUGUACUCCCUGGGCUACCCCAUAGUGCAGGGAGCCAUCUCCACUAUAUUAGGGGUGGUGGUGCUUGCUGCAGCAGAGAGCUACAUCUUCAGGACGUUCUUCAAAAUCAUGUUCCUGGUCAUUUCUUUCGGGCUGCUUCAUGGCAUCGUAUUCAUUCCUGUGUUCUUGACCUUUUUUGGGUUUUGUAGUAGAAAAACCACACACAGUUAG